AUGUCUUCUGAGAUGAAAGAUGUGUUGCGGCUUUUGCCUCCAAAGCCAUAUACAGACAUUCUGGUCGAGAGAUAUUUGGAAACUACAAACUACGGCUACUAUUGCCUGUACCCACCCACUUUCUCACAUGACUACGCAGCUUGGUGGUCUGACCGAGCAAAGGGCAGGCCGCCGACACCAGAGUUCACCUGUCUUCUUAUUCGGAUCUGCGCAUGUGCAGCGCAAUAUCUCGAUCCUGAAGUUCAACAAAAGCUCGAAUCAGAGCUGGGCGAAUCUGCCCAGAGCCUUUCAGAGAGCUACCACCACGCUGCUGAGAGAUUAAGCAACACGAUACCUCCUGGGAAAGGAGGACUGGCUCAGAUUCAGCAACUCUUUCUUACCUCGGCUUGGUUUAAGUCGGAGUCAUUGUUUGUCGAAUCACGGCAUGCUUUGGGUUCCUCUAUUCAUGAGGCCCAGGAAUUGGGUAUGCACAAGAGCGCUCCGCGGGCGGGUUUAUCCGAGUCCGACAUCGAAAUGAGGCGACGGAUGUGGUGUCUUUUAUAUGUUUGGGAUUGGCAAAUGUCUCUGCUACUUUCUCGCCCGUUCAUUAUCAAUGCAAUUUACUAUCCUUUCGAGCUUCCCAACAUGCAGCUUGAAUGCGUCGACUCUGAGGCAGGGCCACCUUCACCCAUCUCCCAUAUUUCUUACCAAUGUGAACUCGGCAAGAUCAUCUCGCGAGUCCCGGGUACAAUGGGUGGCACAAUUGAUGUUACUCAGGCCUACCCCAUCAAAUCCGAUAUAGAUCAGUGGCUCACCUCUCUUCCCCCAGCCUACCGAGAAACAAACCCCGAUACCCAGUGGGACGAACAAUACGUCUACGUGCCCCUCCAGCGUCGCCAAUUGCAUACCAUAGGGUACAUGACGAUGCUUUUACCAUUCAAAUCCUUUCUCACCAAGACAUUCGACGUUCAGAGUUCAGAUGCGGACAGGGCAUCCCGAGGGACUGCGGUCGAUAUUGCCGCACACCUGAUGGAAGUCUCACAUAGACUGUUCAAUCAUGUCUAUCCCCUUAAUGCCAAGUUUCACCUCGUCACGUUCGUGAUAUUCGACACUGCUGCCUUCUUGUGCUCUGCCGUGAUCCAUGACAGAGACCACAGUCUCCCACAGCAGAAACUUGUCUUUCAAACAAUUAGCCUCGCUUGUUCUCUGAUGCAGAGACUUGGACAGAUUACCAAAACCGGCGCAGUUUGCUAUCCCGUCCUCGUUCGACUCGCCAAUAGCCUAUCCACAUCGUCUAGGAGAACUGCCUCUUUUGCGGGGAUAGAGGACGAAACUUCUAUUCGGGGAAACGAUAGCUUUGGUCCGUCACCAGAUUUGGAUGCAUCUGCGGUAUCAGACUCUAUCUCUCCCGGAUCGCUAUCAUCAUUUUUAGAUUCUAUGGCGCCGGGUGCGAUAUUCUGGCCCGCUUCUUUGGAUCUCUCCGUACCCGGCAUGGAAACCCCUCCUAUUACGGGCCUGAGCGACUUCUCAGAUUUGGAUGUUGGCCAAUUCGAUCGGAUAUGGGAUUGGCAAAAUCUGGAUUUGACGUUAUUGCCUAAUCUUCCCGCAUGA
Molecule: messenger RNA, 1590 nt
Organism: Penicillium canariense
Lineage: Eukaryota; Fungi; Ascomycota; Eurotiomycetes; Eurotiales; Aspergillaceae
Exons: 3
Coding region: 1-1590 (529 amino acids)
Biological process (GO): DNA-templated transcription
Cellular component (GO): nucleus
Molecular function (GO): DNA binding; zinc ion binding
Source: RefSeq, a predicted model, not a curated record